This is a messenger RNA of Penicillium samsonianum, 1897 nucleotides long. RefSeq lists its product as uncharacterized. The coding region runs from base 144 to 1886 and encodes 580 amino acids. The transcript is spliced from 4 exons. Gene Ontology annotation, molecular function: protein binding; DNA binding. Lineage: Eukaryota; Fungi; Ascomycota; Eurotiomycetes; Eurotiales; Aspergillaceae. The record is from RefSeq and is a predicted model, not a curated record.
UCUGAUCUACCCUUCCUUUUUUCCUCUCUCUCUCUCUCUCCCCCCUUCACUUACCGAGGAAUGUAAACCGGUUGUUCUUCCGUUCUGAUUGCUCUCUCCUUUGGUCUUCCCCUUCCAACGUCGUCAAUAUUCCACCUUCAGGGAUGGUUCGGUCUUUAAUCCAUCUUCCAGACGAGAUCCUGCAUUCAAUUCUAUGUUAUUCUUCUCCUCAAUCCUGCGCCGCCGUCGAACAAACCAACAGUCGAUUUCAAAACGUAGCGAACGAGCGUUUACUAUGGCGUCACCAUUGCCAGUCGCAUUACAAGUUCUGGGAUGGGCGACAUGAGAUGCCCCGGAAGCUUGCCUGCCCAGUGAAUUCAACUGAUUGGAAAGCGCUCUUUGUCUUCAGGUUUCAAGUUGAUCGAUCUGUCACUCGGCUUCUUGAUAGUAUUCUUGGUAGCCAGACCGGCCGAAUCGAGAAGUUUCGCCGUGUUAUCAAUAUGGGAUAUGAUACAAAGGAUACUCUUCUACGAUACAGCCUGAUAGAGUCUGGGGAGGAUUAUUUGGCCAGAAGGUACUACGCCCACGCGCUCUUGACUUGCCUACACCGAAGCAUUGCUAUACCAGAAUGGGCGAAACUCAAUCGCGGAGAACCCGUGUCACUCGACAGAGCCUUGGCCUGCUUUGAUCUCUUCAUACCCGAAAGUGGAACCGGGGAUUUGGAUGAAAUACGAGACUCUCUGGAUGUGAUACUAGACCGCUUUAUUGCAUCUCACCCGGAUCUUUACCUCUUCACCCCCCGUGAGAAGGCACUAGCCAUAGCAUCUUGGCUAGCGCUGAAUGAUCUCACGGGGAUUAAUCCAGAGCGGGAAUAUCAUUCUUUGGAGCAUAACUUUUUAGGGCUGGCUCUAAAGGAUCCAGGGCAUAACUCUCUGCCGUUGAUAUCAGCUGCGAUAUACUGCUUUGUUGCGCAGGGGGUAGGCCUAAACGCCCGUCCUUGUGGUUUUCCGUUCCAUGUGCAUGUUAUCAUUACCCCCCAGCUGGGCUCAGAUAUCAAUGGCAAUGCUUUGAGUGGGAUGGAGCCAGGGGAGCCCUUUUACUUGGACCCGUUUCGGGGUGCAAGAGAAACUGCUGUCUCAAACCUGCGCAGCCAAUUAACAUUUCUGGGCAUGUCCAACAUGGAUCAACGCACAACUCUCGGUGAAGCAUCGACCUCGGGCGUUGUCUUGCGCUGUGGUAAGAACAUAUUGAACUCGAUUCGUGUCGAACCCCAGAAUCCGACCUCGCGUGCCACCUCGAUAGAUGUGGUGAGCGCAAAGUACGCAGCACUCUGGUCUGUGAUGCUACUGUCAGGCAAUUCGAGGCCCAUGGAUUUACGCCAUCAGUUGCCAUGGCUCAUGGAACUGUUUGCUACAGACUUUCCUUCUGAUAUAUUUCUAGUCGAGCAGUACAUCGCUCCCUUGUUUCAUGGGCUGUUCGAGCAUGAACACAUACUGGAGAGCCUUCAUGUGAUGAGGGCCGUGGAUGAGAUCCCGAAGCAGAUUCGGAGGCGAACUGGUGGCAAUGCAAAUAUACAAUACAAGGUGGGCCAGAUUUUCCGCCAUCGUCGCUAUCAUUACGAGGCUAUUAUCACGGGCUGGGACUCGGAAUGUGGCGCUGGUGAACAGUGGAUGAGGAGAAUGGGCAUUGAUCGUUUAGAAGCUGGCAGGCACCAAAGCUUCUAUCAUGUGCUUGUGGCGGAUCGAAGUGUCCGAUAUGUGGCUGAGGAAAACAUUGGAAUAAUUCUACCUCUCUUCACGGAAUUGCCGAGAAGCUUGACUGCCAUUGCGGGUAAGCAUUUCAAACGGUGGGAUGAGAGGGAGAGGAUGUUUGUGAGUAACAUGAAGGAUGAAUACCCCGAUGACUAGUUAAAAUAAAC